Molecule: messenger RNA, 2760 nt
Organism: Gasterosteus aculeatus aculeatus (three-spined stickleback)
Lineage: Eukaryota; Metazoa; Chordata; Actinopteri; Perciformes; Gasterosteidae
Gene: gpr135
Product: G protein-coupled receptor 135
Biological process (GO): G protein-coupled receptor signaling pathway
Cellular component (GO): membrane
Molecular function (GO): G protein-coupled receptor activity
Source: RefSeq, a predicted model, not a curated record
UUACACAUCAUAAUGCAAUGUUGAAGGCUGCCAUUGACCGCUUUAAUGCCUGUUCCUCAAGAACAUAGAGGGGAAGUGCACCGAGCCGACGUCACUAAUUGGCUAACGUUGUUUAUUUAGAUUUAUUUGACUCCAAUAGGACAUCAUACUGUGCUUUAUUCAGAAUGCUCGUGCUUUGUUGUGCAGCUUCUGUUUUCACGUCUAACUUGUCUACUGGCCCCGGAAAUGUCAGACUGAUGUGACUAUGUCCCGUUCUCAACGCUAUCUUUUAUAAACACCUUGUUGUGCCAUUUUACAAGGGACAGGGAUGAAGAAAUCUAUCACCAGUUACCAUGGCAACUGCAUCACACGUCACAUGAAGAAACAAGCGCGUCCAUAACAGGGGGGCGUGGUUUCGGAGGGAGAGCGAGAGCAAGGGAUUGUAGGUAGAAAGGGCACGAGAGAGGGACAGAGAGAAAGAGACAGACAGAGUGAGACUGAGACACAUAGAGAGAGAGAUAUGCGAGUUGGUGAGCUCGUGCAGAUCGCGUCCCCACCUGGGUGGUGUGACGCGGGCCUCGGUCUGUUAUGAAGGAGAUAUAGAGAAGAAUAGUCCUAGUUUCCAACAGGGUCCGAGCUGGAGUCUCUUUCCUUUUAGCACAAAUGGACUGACUCGGUUCUCCUCGAGAGGCCACACCGUGAGGAGCCUGCGGACCAGCGGGGACCCUCCGUGCGUCCCUGGGGGUCGCAGCCAGAGGGGCCGAGGCGGGACCCGGAGAGCGGGGGGGACGGAUGGAGAGGCGCAGCGUGGACGCACCGGUACUAAGUCAGUCUGAGAAUCUGGAGGAAAUGAAAAUGACAAAUGGAGGAGGAAGUGUUGCAUGAUGAAACCAUCGUGGAAUGGCUGUAAUCUGAAUGGAUGACUCCCGUGCUGCUUUCCCGCUUCAUUGAUGGAUUCGCCCAUUGGCCCUCCCCUGCGGGGCAGCAGCGGCAGCACCUACAUGACUGACCCCUCCGGUCCGAGCUUCACCAACCAGCUGGUCACCCCCUCACCUGCUGUGUCGAGGAUUGUUUCCAUAGUGACCAGCUUAGUGACCGCCACCACACAGGCCACAGUGGGGAACACAGGAAACCUGACGACUUUCGGAGCUCAACGGGCGAGCGAGCUCGGCCACCAGGCGUCCACCCCGUCGGUGCUGAGCGCCGCCGAGAGUAACUCCGUUCUGCAGGGUGUCGCGGUGGCGACCCAGGCCCUGGUGCUCCUCUUCAUCUUCCUCCUCUCCAGCCUCGGCAACUCCGCUGUCGUCGUCGUCAUCAUCAAGCACCGACAGCUGCGGACGGUGACCAACGCCUUCAUCAUGUCGCUGUCGCUGUCCGAUUUCCUCACGGCCAUCCUGUGUCUGCCCUUCUCCUUCGUCAUGCUCUUCAGCAAGGAUGGCACCUGGAUGUUCGGAGAUCGGCUCUGCGUGGCCAACGGCUUUUUUAACAGCUGCUUUGGGAUCAUCUCCACCUUGACUAUGACUUUGAUCUCCUUUGACAGGUACUAUGCCAUAGUCAGGCAGCCACAGGCAAAGAUAGGGCCCCAGAAAGCAACUCAGUUGUUGAUUGCCGUGUGGGUGACUGCAGUGAUCUUCUCUCUGCCUUGGUAUCUGUUGGUCCGAACACCUACGGAAAUCCAUAAGCGAGGCUUCUACCACUGUAUGUACGUGUUCCACUCUGGGACCUCCCGCAUGGGGACGGCCUACAGCGUCUGCCUUAUCGUGGUGUGUUUUUUACUGCCCUUCUCACUCAUGUGCUUCUGUCACUACAACAUCUGCAAGACGGUUCGUCUCUCUGAAAUACGCGUCAGGCCAGUGACCACAUACGCGUAUUUGCUGCGAUUCUACAGUGAAAUGCGAACCGCCACCACAGUUCUGAUUAUGAUCGUCUUCAUCAUUUUUUGCUGGGGUCCAUAUUGUCUGAUGGGGCUGGUUACAGCCAUGGGGGACUACACGUUCAACCCUGCGAUGGACACAGUGGCCAUCUGGCUAGCCUGGGCCAACGGAGCCAUCAACCCCCUGAUCUACGCUCUGAGGAACCCCAAUAUCUCCAUGUUGCUGGGGCGGAGCAGAGAGGAGGGCUAUCGGACCAGAAACAUUGCUGCAUACCUCUCCGGCCAGAGCCAGAACCGGGAAAUUCGGCUGAACCGAACAGAGAGGAUAAGGGACCGCUACGUGAGUCGCGUGGGCGUGAACAAUAACAACCGGCUGUCCAGUUCCAGUCCCGGCAAAGCAGGAGGGGGAGGAGAGGUGGCCAUGUGGGCCUGUAAGAACCCCGCUGUGUUCUUCUGCCGAGACGCUCAGGCCGACACUGCUACACGAGCCAACUCCACCAGUGCCCCAAAGAUGAAGACAGCUGAUACCAGCCUGUGACAUCCAGGGAGAAUGAUCAACCAUCUGACCAUUGGUUUUAAUCUCAUCUGGAUUUGUUUUGACACUAGCGACUGUUGUCACCAGUUUGUAAAAGAAAUUAGAAAACUUCUAGUAUUUAUGUCUGUUUACACUAUGUGGGAAGACAAUAGCUGGAUGUUACUCCGAGGACAUCACCUUGUUACCUUACAUUGUUACCAUACCGUCUUAUGGUGUUCCCAAUGUUACCUUACAUUAGCACUUUUGUAAUUCUGUUACAUUGUGUUGUCACGUUAUUACAUUACAUUACAGGUCAUUUAGCAGACGCUUUUACCAAAGUGACUUACAUUACACUUUAAACCCAUGGCUUUUUCACAUUUUGCCCAGGGAGCAA